This is a messenger RNA of Rhineura floridana, 1983 nucleotides long. RefSeq names its product potassium voltage-gated channel subfamily KQT member 1-like. The transcript is spliced from 16 exons. Gene Ontology annotation, molecular function: voltage-gated potassium channel activity. The record is from RefSeq and is a predicted model, not a curated record. Gene Ontology annotation, cellular component: membrane; voltage-gated potassium channel complex. NCBI's taxonomy places the organism in Eukaryota, Metazoa, Chordata, Lepidosauria, Squamata, Rhineuridae. Bases 1 to 1983 code for a protein of 660 amino acids. Gene Ontology annotation, biological process: potassium ion transport; transmembrane transport.
AUGUCUUAUGGUAACGGUGAAACUGGUGGGUACCCAAUGUAUCACCUUUGCAGUAGAGUUCAGUGUCCUGAUUCACAAGUGGAGAACCUGAAUGGACACAGGAAGUCUGCAAUCAUUUUGGAAGUAGGAACAAACUUAAACAGUAUGCAGUACUCUUCUGUGGCACUUGAUCCUGAUUCUUUGGUGACGAAUGGAUCAAAAAUCCCUCCAAACUCUGAAGAGGAACAUUCACAUAAUCCUGCUUUCCAGAUAAACAGUGAAUCUAUGACAGGGAGUGAGGUACGCCAGCCCUACACUACAAAAUGCUUUUCCAGCCCGUAUUUAACCAAAACUAGUAUGCAGGGAGAUGUGUACAACUUUCUGGAACGGCCCAGUGGAUGGAAGUGUUUCAUUUAUCACUUUACAGUAUUUCUAUUGGUGCUGGUUUGUUUAAUUUUCAGUGUUCUAUCCACUAUAGAAUACUAUGCAGAAUUUGCCACUGGGACACUUUUUUGGAUGGAAAUUGUCUUGGUGGUGUUUUUUGGUGCUGAAUAUAUGGUGAGGCUCUGGUCUGCAGGUUGCAGAAGCAAAUACGUUGGUAUUAAAGGAAGAAUACGUUUUGCUAGGAAGCCUAUAUCGAUAAUAGAUCUCAUUGUUGUGAUAGCUUCAAUUAUUGUUUUGAGUGUAGGAUCAAAUGGACAGGUGUUUGCCACAUCUGCAAUAAGGGGAAUCCGUUUUUUGCAGAUUCUUCGCAUGCUUCAUGUAGAUCGACAGGGUGGCACUUGGAGGCUGUUGGGAUCUGUUGUAUUCAUUCAUCGUCAGGAACUAAUAACUACACUGUAUAUUGGAUUCUUGGGACUGAUCUUCUCAUCAUACUUUGUGUACCUCGCUGAGAAGGAUGCAGUGGAUGAGGAGGGACAAACAGGGUUCUCUAGCUAUGCUGAUGCUCUCUGGUGGGGUGUGGUUACAGUCACAACUAUUGGCUAUGGUGAUAAAGUGCCUCAGACAUGGAUUGGCAAGACAAUAGCAUCCUGUUUCUCUGUGUUUGCCAUCUCCUUUUUUGCUCUUCCAGCAGGGAUCCUGGGUUCUGGCUUUGCACUUAAGGUACAACAGAAACAACGUCAGAAACAUUUCAAUAGGCAGAUACCUGCAGCAGCAUCUCUAAUUCAGACUCUGUGGAGGUGUUAUGCAGCAGAGAAGUCAUACAGCUCCACAGCAACAUGGAAGAUCUAUGUCACACCAGCUCAAAACACAAAGAGAACAGCAGCACCAUCUAGCCCUAAUUUCAGAAAACAGAGCAAAAGAAACAAGAGGAAAGGAAAACAUGGGCGUGAUAAUGGUUCCACACCUAUAAUAAAUCCAGGGGAGACAACUUUGCCUGCUCCACAAAUUGCUUAUGACCAUACUGAUGAACGAAAAGACAAGAAAGACAUGAGCUUCUACCUUGAUGAGCCUGGAGUAAAAAAACGUUUGGAAGGGAACAGCGGUGAAAUGUCAAGGGCCAACAGUUUCACAGAAGACAUUGACCUCAUUUCUGAAGAGGCACCUCUGCCUGCUGUGUCUGAUGUGUCACAGCUAACAGAAGCACACCGAACAGCUGUCAAAGUCAUAAGGAGAAUGCAGUAUUUUGUAGCCCGGAGGAAAUUUCAGCAAGCUCAGAAGCCUUAUGAUGUUCGUGAUGUAAUUGAACAAUACUCUCAAGGGCACCUCAAUAUGAUGGUUCGGAUAAAAGAACUCCAAAGAAGGUUGGAUCAUUCCUUGGGAAAGCCUGGCCUCUUUCUUCCAGAAAAGGGAGUUGACAAAGGGUACUAUACUGUAGGAGCCAGACUGAUCCGACUGGAAGAUAAGGUCACACAGAUCGACCAAAAGCUGAAUGACAUCCUGAAUGCUCUUCAGACUCACUUUGGCAAGCAGUCAACAGAGUGGACAUCAUCUUCAGCCACCCCUAGAGCUAGCCAGUUACGGCCUUCAUCAGGUUCUCCUCCAAUGAGCCUUAAGAUGUGA